Molecule: messenger RNA, 3032 nt
Organism: Monodelphis domestica (gray short-tailed opossum)
Lineage: Eukaryota; Metazoa; Chordata; Mammalia; Didelphimorphia; Didelphidae
Product: homeobox protein EMX1-like
Biological process (GO): regulation of transcription by RNA polymerase II; neuron differentiation; brain development
Cellular component (GO): nucleus
Molecular function (GO): DNA-binding transcription factor activity, RNA polymerase II-specific; RNA polymerase II cis-regulatory region sequence-specific DNA binding
Source: RefSeq, a predicted model, not a curated record
AUCACCUCCGAAGUUGUUUCCAGUCAGGAGCGAAUGGGAUUCGGAAUUCCAGGGCAAAGGCUCAAGAGAAGGGGAAGCUGAGCUAUUGGAAGGGAGGAAGGAAGGAAGAUCUUUGUCAGGAUGGAACUGUGGCAGGACAAGGUGGUGCUGCCGGCUGCGGCUGCUGCUGCUGCGGCUGCUGCUGGUGGUGGCCGAGGGAAGGCGCUAGGCUCUGAGCGGAGGGUCCAGGGGGAGAGGUAGUAGCUGGCUAGGCUGGGGCUGGAGAAAACUGGAGUGCCAGGUUCUGCGGAGGUGGAGGUGGGGGUGGGGGGACCCUGGGGCCAGAUGGGCGGGCGAUUACCAGCCCCCUUCCCCUCCCUCGGGGCGGGCCGGCGCAUGCCCCCAAACCCGCGGUGCUGAGUGCGGAUGCCGCGCUGUGGUGGUCCCGGAGCCCGGGAGGGACGCGGUGCGUGGCAACUGCUCGGGCUUCGGCAUGUUCACCUCCGCCCGAAGGAGCUUUUCCAUCGAGGCGCUCGUGGGUACCCCCUCGGAGCCACUGGUGCGCUCUGCGCCCGCCAGGCCCUGCGCCUCGGCCACUUGGACUGCUGCUCGCCUGCUAGUCCCGGAGCCUCCGGUUGUUCCGGACCGCGGGGCCAGUGGUCGCCUAGGUCCCGCCCCGCCCGGUCCCCGGGACCCGUGCAGUUGUUGCCCUUGGCUUCUCCGAAGCCGCUUGUGGACGCCGAGCUUCUCGGAAAUUCAUUCUGCUGAGAACCUGAUGCUUUGUGGGCCCUUUACCCGAAAGCCCAAAAGGAUCCGAACAGCUUUUUCACCAUCCCAGCUCCUGCGACUAGAAAGAGCCUUUGAGAAAAAUCACUAUGUAGUCGGAGCAGAGAGGAAGCAGCUUGCAAACAGCUUGUGUCUAACGGAAACUCAGGUAAAGGUAUGGUUCCAAAAUCGUCGAACAAAACACAAAAGGCAGAAGAUGGAUGAGGAAUGCCCAACAGCUGAGGAGAAGAGGAAGCCUGGACAGCUCAAGAGUCAGUGGCAGGUGGCUGCUAGGCAGGGCACUGAUGAGGACAUUGAUGUGACAUCGGAGGAUUAGGUGUGCUCUUAGGGACGGGAAAGUACUUUCUUAUGAAAGGAUGCUUGAAGCCUGGUCCUCGGACAAGUUUGAUGGCUGAAGCAGGACCCUCUUUGGGCUGAAGGAGUUUAGGAAUUUUCCAAUGAUAUCUUUAAAAAAAUACCACCACUACCACCACCAGGAAUCUGUUUCUGAAACUAACAGACUCUCAAAACUUCAAGGCAGCAAACUGGAAAAGUUGAAGGUUUUCAUGGCUAGGAGUGGAGGCACAUGCCUGCAAUCCUGCUACUGACUCAGCUGAGGCUGCCAUAUUGCUGGCGCUCAGGAUCUACAGUGUGCCACACCAAUCAGGUGUCCACACAAAAUCUGACAUCAAUAUGGUGCGCCCCAAUAACCAGAGACCACCAGGAUGCUUAAAGAGGGAAGAACCAACAGAGUGGGUCAUCGGGCCCAUUCUGAUCAGUAGUGGAAUUGGGCCUAUGAGUGCUCAGGGCUCUUCCAUUCUGGGUGAGAUAAGGAGCCUAUAUUAAAAAAAAGUUUUACCAGGAAAUUGGCAUUUUUUGCUUUGAGAAUAUAAUCUGGAGCUCCAGAUAACCACAUUGAAGAGAAGCUGGUGGAGCUACUUCAUUUAAGAUACCCCUCAAGAAUCCAAAGGUUGGAGAAGUCUCUUCUGGAACGAAGAGACCUCAGAGAAAGCUGAUUCAUGAUAAGGCUUGGCCUCUCUGGCCAUCUUGUCUGAGCAAGGUUCUCUCAGCCAUGCUCUCUCACAUCCCUUCAAUUCAUUCAUUACUUCAGGUUUGUGGCUAAAGAGUCAGAUUGGAAAAGGAGGCCCCGAUUUACUCAGACAACCUCUUUUUUUGGUAACUGACAGACAUGGGGCAGCCUGGUGUUUUAUACACAUCAUAUAUAUAUAUAUAUAUGUAUAGAUUGAUACCUUCAUUGCUGUAUGCUUAUCAAUGGAUCUAUGAUCCCUUCCUUCUCUCCAUUGCUGCAGAUCCUCCCCACAAGCCUUUUCAUCUUGUGUGAUACUUGCCUGUGUUCACCCAUCAAUCCUCCACAGGGUAUUUUUUUUUCCAAUUUUUCCAAUGUGUUGGGAGACCUUUCUAGGUCUCUUUACAUUUCAUAGAUACCAGGGUAAUACUUGGGCUAGCCGCUCUCCCUCAGCCUUGGGCUCUUGCUGCUUUCCCAAACAUAUAUUUACUGAAUAUCAUCCCUCAUGCCUCUUGGAAAUAUGUGGACAUACAGCAUGACCUGUGUCCACAGAUCACGUGUCUAUACUUUGACCUUUGAUUUCCCUUAUAACUUUAUUCCCAGCUUUUCCACCUUACAGCAAUCCCAUGGUGAAUGUGUUAAAAAAAGAUGGGUUUUGGUGUUGUGCCAGGAAGCUGCAUUAAAAGCACUGUGCCUUUUCCCAAGGAUAGUCCAUCCUUCUCUCUUCCUCCUAUUGAAUUCUGAGCCUAAUGCAUCUAGAUGCAGUACCUGUCUCAGGUAUAUGUCUGGAUGCAUUAUGGGGAAGGUCAAGUUUAAGAAUUCUGUGAGCUUCCCUAUUGUGUCACUCUCUAGUGAUGGGAUGUAUACUCUUCUCUGCUUAUCUCUUUUCUUGGUUUAUAGUGCUUGACUCAAUAUUUUUCCAUUCUCUGGUGGCCUUCUGUUGCUGUCUGGACAAUACAAAGAAGUCAGUUUGAAUUUCAUGAAAUUUGUAAUAUUUUCGCAGGAGGUUUCUGACAAUAAAUCCCUCUUCCACUUGGGGACUAGUAGAGGGAAUGGUUACAAGUCCUCUGCGGUUAUCACUGACUUUACCUCCUUCAAACUGGCAAGGAAGAUGGAACAAAUCUGCCCUGUUGCCCAUAUGAAAUAUACCUCAUCUGUGUAUGAUAUUUAGCUUGUGAAAUCUCACAACCCUAAUGUUUGGAUCAGAAAGGAAUAUUUUAUUCCAUUUAAUGGAAGAAUUAAAUAUUUUGGUGCAUAAAUU